This is a messenger RNA of Symbiodinium natans, 732 nucleotides long. The record is from the annotation of a GenBank genome assembly. Lineage: Eukaryota; Dinophyceae; Suessiales; Symbiodiniaceae.
AUGGCGUUGGAGCUUGAGUAUCGUGCGACUUUCAUUGACGUCUACGAGGACCCGUUUGAGCUGUCAGGCUCACUUGUGCGAUCCUCUUCCGCUCCGGCCACGUACAGGAGGACGUUGGAGUGCGACGCGGAGUUCGAGGAGCGACAGCUGAAAAGCUAUGUGGACAAGCUGUCCCGGAGUUUGGAGGAGCUCUCGCAAGAGGUCAGCCAAAAAGGUGCACAAGGCUAUGAAGCCCAGCCGGCUGCGACUGAAGGUGACGAGGUUCAGCCCGAAGUGUGCCGCCGACCAUGCGUGUACUUCAACAGGGGCUUCUGUCAGAAUGGUGCCACAUGCACCUUCUGCCAUUACCCGCACUCCAACCGCGGGCCCAAGUUGGACAAGAACCAGCGCUCCACACUGGACGAGAUCACCAAGGCGCAGCUCCUUACGUUGGUGUUGCACUUCCUGCGUGAGCGUGCUGUCGUGACCGGCAUGCCAGACGAGGCUGCCGGUGUUCUUGCCGUCUUCGAAGAAGAGCUGCGCUUCUGGUGCGGGGGCGCGGACGUUGCUGAGCUGGAUGAAUCAGCCAUGGACACCAAGACUCGCAAGCUUGCCAAAGUGAUGGGGAGGAUGUCCUUUGGAGCCCUACUCAGCAUGGCAUCUCAUCGGUUGGACCGCGACCAGUUCCAACGUCACCUUAGCCAGGCGAUGGAAACGCUACGUCGGUCUGGUGAGCUUGUCGGGAUUAAUUAA